AUGAGGCAUGCAGGCCUGGGUGAAGGCAACUCUGGCAACUACGGCUGUGCUAAUAAUGGUUACAGCUCCUGUGAAGAGGAAAACGAGAGAUUCACUGCAAGUCUGCGGAACAAAGUAACUGCUAUAAAAUCUCUUUCCAUUGAAAUAGGCCAGGAAGCUAAACAUCUAAAUAAAUUAUUAGCUGAAAUGGAUUCCAAAUUUGAUUCCACAACUGGAUUUUUAGGUGAAACUAUGGGAAAACUGAAGAUCUUGUCCAGAGGGAGCCAAACAAAGCUGUUGUGCUAUAUGAUGCUGUUUUCAUUGUUUGUCUUUUUUGUCACUUAUUGGAUUAUUAAACUGAAGUGAUAU
Tupaia belangeri chinensis (Chinese tree shrew) is the source of this 348-nucleotide messenger RNA. RefSeq names its product BET1 homolog. Lineage: Eukaryota; Metazoa; Chordata; Mammalia; Scandentia; Tupaiidae. The coding region runs from base 1 to 345 and encodes 114 amino acids. The transcript has 2 exons. The record is from RefSeq and is a predicted model, not a curated record.